AUGAGUGUCGUGCCACCGGAAAAUACAGAUAAAUUCGAACUCGAAAGGCUACAUGAUCUCGCCAUCCAUCAUGAAUAUGCCUCUUCCGUAGUGAAGAAAGACCAGAAGGUUCACACCACGACCGCUGAGAGUCCAGCUCUGACCGACUCGGACAAGGGGAGCAGCUCUCCUACCGCUCUGAAUCAAACUGUAUGGACAGUCAAGACCUUCCUUGCCACCCUGGCAUUGGCAGGCCUUUACGUUGGAUCUCAGAUACCCCUAUAUUUCGUUGGAGCAGCAUUGUCAUAUGUGGCUGCCGACAUUGGCGGUGUCGAAGCAUCUUCAUGA
Fonsecaea erecta is the source of this 327-nucleotide messenger RNA. RefSeq lists its product as hypothetical. Lineage: Eukaryota; Fungi; Ascomycota; Eurotiomycetes; Chaetothyriales; Herpotrichiellaceae. Bases 1 to 327 code for a protein of 108 amino acids. The record is from RefSeq and is a predicted model, not a curated record. The transcript has a single exon.